UUAAUUACCAGCGACGCCAUGGAUAGGCUGCUCUCACGGUGCCCUCUGCCAGGCUACCCUCGGCCCUCUGUCCUUAUGUGCCUCCUGAUCCUGACAGCUUCUUUCCUGACAUACCCCAUGCUCAGGACCCUUAGCCUGCAGCUCCAUUCAGCUGUCACUGGCAGUUAUGUCUCCGGCACUUACUCCAUCGUCUUUGUCAACUGUCCCAACGAGCAAAUUGCCAGAGAUAUUGCCAGGGGCAUCCUGGAUAAGAAGCUGGCUGCCUCUGUGAACAUCCUACCCAAGGCAUCCUCACUGUACUUUUGGAAAGGAGAAAUAGAAGAAGCCACUGAGAUCCUGUUGUUAAUAAAGACAAAGACUUCCAAGAUCCACAUGCUGUCCAGCUAUGUCAGGUUGGUGCAUCCUUUUGAAAUCCCGGAGAUCUUCAGUCUUCCCGUGGACCAAGGAGAUGUGCACUAUUUAAAGUGGCUGGAGGAGGGCAUGGAGGACUGAGUGGGGGAGGUUUUCUGUGGAUGCUGCUGGCUGCCUCUAGCCUUCAUCAGCUGCACUCUGGGGAAAAGGCGGCCUGUUUCUGCCUCCCAGCAUCUCUGGAUGCCAUGUUUGCCAGCACAGAGGAGCUAAGUAACUGUGGAGGAGGCUGAAGGUCCGAGGCUCCUGAGGCUAGAAGAGGAGGCUGGGCCAGUGAGGCCCAGCAAGAACCCAGUGGAACUUGUCUCUGAGUACGUCAUGCUUACAGGUGGCCAGGGGGUAGGAGGGCAAGGAUGGUUGUGUGUAGGGGACAAGGGGAGGAUGGCAGUGAUCUUCACUAGUCACUGGGCCUACCUCAACUGUUUAGGGUAGAAUUACUCUCCUGGUUCUCAGGUGGAGAAAUAGACCUGAUGACCUGUUUACCUAGAUGGGUGUGGGACGAAGGUCACUUUCUAGCGGAACUGGCAAGCACUUUCUUUAUUCAGAAGGAUGGAUUGUGAAUGGUGCACUUUCAGGGAGAAGCAGGAUUAUUCCCCCUAGCUAAGGGUGGUGGUGGUUAUUCCUGAGUCCUGAGAAGUGGGCCUGGGGAUGGGCUUCAGGAGUGUGUGUAGGAAUGGAAAUAUUAGCACUUAGUGACUUCCCUGGCCUGAAUAUGACAGACAUCAGAAGGUUCAGGUGCCUUGCUCAGCAGUGACAUAGGUUCUGAGCCCACCAUGCUAACCUUUUAACUUGAGCGUUGAAACUGAAUAUCCUAAAGUAGGAAAGAACCCUGGGGAACUUCUAGACCAGUGUUUCUCACUGCUCUACAGAGCCCACAGAGCCCAGAGGUUGACAGGAGUUACAGGGACUGCUUGCCCACUCCCCCCAUACUUCAGCCAGUGCAACUGUACCUAUAUUAAUGUAUUGAGUGCUCUUCUGAGAUUUAUAAAGCUUUUUAAAAAGUUUUCUUUCUUAAAAGUAUAAACCAGUGGUUUAAGCCAGUCUCCAUUUCAUAGUUUUACUACAGAGAAUGGAACUGCACUGAGGUCCGGGAAGGGGGUGGCUGUCACUGACGGGGCAGCCCAGGCUGCUUACCCUGUGUCCGGCGAUCGGUCCGUUCCCAGGAGAGGGCAGGGAAAGCCAGGCCUCCCGUAGGGUGGAGGACUUGACCUGGGCCCCCCCAGGAACCUGUCACAAGGUAACUGCACACUGAGGAACCCAUGGCAGUUUGGGUGAGGGUCCCAGACAUCUGUGGUAUCCAGGCCUUUCUUCCCAGAGGGAAUGGUGUGUGGGAGGGGUUAGUGUUAGGCUGUAGUUCUGACACCUGCUGCGCUUCUUGGACCUUAGUUCCUCCAAAUAUAAAAUGGGGGAGGAUCUCCAAGGGCCCUUCUGUGAAGACCUGGUAGGGACGCCAGGCUGAGGCCCUUCCAAAUGUCCAGAGCAGGGGUGGGGAAUGUCCAGCCCACAGGCCAUAUAAGACCUCGAUCAGUACCAGCUAACCUCACAUGCCUCAUCAAAUUAGCCUGACCAAAUAUAGCAGGCUAGUUUUUAAGUGGAUAAUUUUGUAUGGUCCGCAAAUAUAAAUAUCCAAAUGGCCCUUGGCAUAAAAAUGGUUUCCCAACCCUGGUCCAGAGAAUUCUUUUUUGAUAGCCAGUGGGGAUUGUGGCGGGCUGCCUCAGGAGAACAAAGAGAAUGAUAUUGAUGA
This is a messenger RNA of Molossus molossus (Pallas's mastiff bat), 2152 nucleotides long. Its product is annotated as protein CutA homolog. Bases 19 to 492 code for a protein of 157 amino acids. Gene Ontology annotation, biological process: response to metal ion. The transcript is spliced from 6 exons. Lineage: Eukaryota; Metazoa; Chordata; Mammalia; Chiroptera; Molossidae. Gene Ontology annotation, molecular function: copper ion binding. The record is from RefSeq and is a predicted model, not a curated record.